Molecule: messenger RNA, 1485 nt
Organism: Chinchilla lanigera (long-tailed chinchilla)
Lineage: Eukaryota; Metazoa; Chordata; Mammalia; Rodentia; Chinchillidae
Product: HLA class I histocompatibility antigen, B-14 alpha chain-like
Biological process (GO): immune response; positive regulation of T cell mediated cytotoxicity; antigen processing and presentation of endogenous peptide antigen via MHC class I via ER pathway, TAP-independent
Cellular component (GO): external side of plasma membrane
Molecular function (GO): peptide antigen binding; signaling receptor binding
Source: RefSeq, a predicted model, not a curated record
UCUCGCCACUGUCUGAAGCAGUUCCCUCUUCUUUGGCCCUCUGUCUUUGCGGCCCAGGUUCCCCAGAUGGAUUCAAAACCUCUACUUUUCAUGGUCAUUUUGACUUGGGGAACAGCCAGAAGUCACAGGGUGCCCGAUCUGUGAGGCAGAUGAGGGCAGGGCAUACCGCACUGUUAGGAACCUGCCCUGGUGGCGCUGGAUGGCGCUCGAGAGCAGCAGAGGCCUGUGUUUUUAAUCAGCCCUGUUGCGGAUCCUUUCUGUCUCGACACUCGUGACGUCGUAGGCCAGAUCUCGCUCUCGGAUUUUAAGGAAGUCAGUCACCGUCCAGAGUACAUUUUCUCUGCCCCACACUCGUGUCCUUGGAGGUGGCCUCCAGCAUUUCUAACUCACCGGAGGCGGAACAGAAACCGGGCGUAACGGCGCUUGCCUGUAAUUGCAGCACUCAGGAGUCCGAGGCAGGACGAUCGGCUGAGGCAGGAGGAUCGCCGUGAGUUCGAGGCACGCCUGGGCUACAUAACGAGACUUUGUCUCAAAAAAAAAAAAAAAAAGACAGAAAACUCCAACUCCCGAGGAUGGGGGUGAUGGCGCCCGGAACCCUCCUGCUGCUGCUCUCGGGGGCCCUGGUCCUGACCGAGACCCGCGCGGGCUCCCACUGCUCGCACACACUGCAGUGGUGUGACGUGGGGUCGGACGGGCGCCUCCUCCGCGGGUUCUCGCAGUUCGCCUACGACGGCGCGGAUUACAUCGCCCUGAACGAGGACCUGAGCUCCUGGACGGCGGUGAGCCUGCCUGCUCAGAUCUCCAGACACAAAUCGGAGGAGGCGGGAGACACGGAGCAGCAGAGGGCCUACCUGGAGGGCGAGUGCGUGGACUGGCUCCUCAGAUACCUGGAGGCCGGCAAGGAGACGCUGCAGCGCGCAGACCCCCCAGAGACACACGUGACCCGCCACCCCAUCUCCAAGGAGGAGGUCACCCUGAGGUGCUGGGCCCUGGGCUUCUACCCUGAGGAGAUCUCCCUGACCUGGCAGCGAGAUGGGCAGGACCUGACCCAGGACAUGGAGCUGGUGGAGACCAGGCCUUCAGGGGAUGGAACCUUCCAGAAGUGGGCGGCUGUGGUGGUGCCUUCUGGAGAGGAGCAGAAUUACAUGUGCCGUGUGCAGCACAAGGGGCUGCCUGAGCCCCGCACCCUGAGAUGGGAGCCGUCUCCUCAGCCCACCGUCCCAACUGGAGGGGUCACAGCCAUAGGAGUCACUGCUGCCGUCCUCAGUCUCCUGGUGGUCACUGCUGCGGUGGCUCUUGUGAUGCAGGGGAGAAAGAGGGCAGGUGUAAAGGAGAGAACUUACGCCAGCUGUAAGUACAAGGAGGUGGGGUCCCUGAGUCCCUUUGGGUGUGGGUGGCGGGAACCCAUAGGGGAGCUCACCUGCCCACGGCUCCUCCUUCAACCACGUCUGUUGUGAGCUCUGACCGUGUCCUGCUUCUGUUCUG